AUGGCUGUGGCUCCUCCUCCUCCCUCUUAUUUCCCAUCAUCUCUCCAACCCACCCUCGGCCCGCCCGAAUGCCACGACCCGCCACCUCCCCAAGCCCGGCCCGCUCCCGCCGACCCCUCCAUCAAGCAGCUGAACUUCGCGCCGGUCGAUCGAUCCGUCAUGAAGCUCCGUCUCCGAUCUCUGGAAUCCAGGGACGGAAUCAAGCUCGACGUCCCCGACGCCUGCUCCCUCCCCCAGCUCCGCCGCAUCCUCGCCGGCCGCCUCUCCCCUCCGCCCCCUCCCGGCUCCUCCUUCCGCCUCUCCCUCAACCGCACCGACGAGCUGCAGUCGCCGGAUCCCACCGAUUCCCUCCGGUCCCUGGGCCUCGUGUCCGGCGACCUCGUCUACUACUCCCUCAUCCCCGGUCUGCCCGGGGGACCGCCUGGGGAGGUUGCGGAUUUGGAGCCUGAAGAUGCUUCCAGGAGCGCCGGGGAUCCAGGUAAUUCCGUCUCUGUUCUGGCUGCGGAUGGGUCGGCGGGGGUCCGCUGUAAGUUGUCCGAGCCUUCCUUUCUGAGGAAGGUUUUGAAAGAAGGAUUGGGUGGGGACGGUGGUGACCAUAGGCUUCUUGUUAUUGCGGUGCACGCUGUUAUGCUGGAAUCAGGUUUUGUCGUUGUCAAUCCGGCGACUGGAAAGCUUGAUUUCCCCGAUCAAAGGCCGUUUACCAUGUCGUUGCAGUACAGCCUGCCUGAGCUCGUGGAUAGGGUGCAGAGUCCGAAUGUGGCUGAGAGUGUUGCUCUGAAGUUUCACUGUAUAGAUAACUCAAUGACUGUCGAGUCGGAUUCGCGUGUGGUCCGUUUGGAUAAGCGCAGGUUUGCUCCUAUUAUAGACGCGAUGUGGGCAAAAGGCGGUGACAAUGUGGAAGUGAAUGAGGAUGGUGGAUUUUCCAAUUCGAGUACUGAAAAAGAAGUGUUUGAGUUUUGGAAGAUUGUAAAAGGUGAUUUGGCAUGGCCGCUGUUAAUAGAACUAACUGAUAGAGCUGGUUUGCCGCUUCCACCUUGCUUCACAAGCCUACCCACGGACUUGAAGCUCAGUAUUUUCGAAUUGCUUUCUGGAAUUGACCUUGCAAGGGUAGCGUGUGUGUCUCCUGAACUACAGCGCCUGACGUCCACAAAUGAGUUGUGGAAGCAGAAGUAUGUUGAGGAGUUUGGAGAGCGGAUAGAAAGCGGAGAGAUUGAUUGGAAGCAGAAAUUCACACUCGAGGUGUUGGAGGAGCAGGAGAGGAAGAGGGACAGGGACAUUAAUUUGUGGAUUUGA
Eucalyptus grandis is the source of this 1293-nucleotide messenger RNA. RefSeq names its product F-box protein SKIP22. NCBI's taxonomy places the organism in Eukaryota, Viridiplantae, Streptophyta, Magnoliopsida, Myrtales, Myrtaceae. Bases 1 to 1293 code for a protein of 430 amino acids. The transcript has a single exon. The record is from RefSeq and is a predicted model, not a curated record. Gene Ontology annotation, molecular function: protein binding.